GAAGAAGAGAAAAUGAGCAUGGAGAAAAAGAUUUGGGAGCUAGACUCCAGCAUCCAAUCGACCUUCCUCAUGUUCGUCCUCCCCUAUUUCUGUAUUUCUCUUCACCCUUACAUGAGGUCCAAUGCACUCUAGUAUGAUUUGGAUAAGCAAUUAGAUCAAGUUGGAGGAUCAAGAGGAAUAUUACUAGAAGAUCACGAUGAGUCGUUUAUUAAACGAAGCCAUUGGAGAAAUCUUCGCCCAAGCAUGCACAUAUACCCAAAACAGCCUUGUGAUGGUGCCAACCGCCUCUGGGCCGAAUCCAUCAAGUCAUGUUGAAGUUUUUGGAAGAUGUUACUUGUGGGCCAAGAAAGUUGAAACUAGAGGAAAAUCUAAGGCGAUGAUGACUACCGCUGAGUCGCCACUAGCCCAAGCAAGUCGAAUCUUCCUCUCUUCUCCUGCCAAAGAUAAGUCUAUGUUAUGCUCCUUAAUAGCCCAGUAGGUGCGAUGUUCUAAUUCCAGUAGCAGAUGGCAGCUUUCCAAUAUACCAUUCGAUAGGGUGAAAUUUCUAUGGGGUUUUUGUAUGAUGUUCAUAGGCCUAAAGAGCA
Molecule: messenger RNA, 584 nt
Organism: Linum tenue
Lineage: Eukaryota; Viridiplantae; Streptophyta; Magnoliopsida; Malpighiales; Linaceae
Source: the annotation of a GenBank genome assembly